AGGGUUUAGCAAAGUACAACGUCAAAAUUCCUAAAACCUCAAACCUAAUUAGAACACAACACAGCAACUCUUUUUCAAAGGUUCUUCGUUUGUUCCUUCGAAGCCAAAGCCAAAAACCAUGGCUUUGGAUAGCACCAAGACCGAACAGUCCCACAAGUCUCACCGGUCUCGCCAGGCCGGUCCGAAGAAAAAAUCGAAGUCCGAUAAGAAGAACAAGAACGUUUCCGACAGCGACAGGAAGCAAAACCCUAAGGCAUUUGCUUUUAGUUCGUCUGUGAAAGCGAAGCGAUUACAGUCACGGACUGUGGAGAAAGAGCAGCGAAGGCUUCAUGUUCCGGUGAUCGAUCGGGCUUAUGGUGAGCCGCCGCCUUUCGUUAUUGUGGUGCAAGGACCUCCUCAGGUCGGGAAGUCGCUUGUAAUAAAGUCUCUUGUAAGGCAUUAUACUAAGCAGAAUUUGCCCGAGGUUCGGGGCCCAAUUACCAUUGUAUCAGGUAAGAAAAGGCGGCUGCAGUUUGUGGAGUGCCCAAAUGAUAUAAAUGGCAUGAUUGAUGCGGCAAAGUAUGCCGAUUUGGCUUUGCUUCUCAUAGAUGGAAGUUAUGGCUUUGAAAUGGAAACCUUUGAAUUCCUCAACAUAUUGCAAGUUCAUGGGUUCCCAAAGGUUAUGGGAGUUCUUACUAACCUUGAUAAGUUCAAGGAUGCAAAGAAACUGAAGAAAACAAAACAGCGUCUCAAGCAUCGUUUCUGGACUGAAAUAUAUGAUGGAGCAAAAUUGUUUUAUUUAUCUGGCCUAAUUCAUGGGAAGUAUCCCAAGCGUGAAAUUCACAAUCUGGCACGGUUUAUUUCUGUAAUGAAAUUUCAUCCGUUGUCUUGGCGAGUUUCUCACCCCUAUAUUUUGGUAGACCGUUUUGAAGAUGUCACUCCUCCUGAGCGAGUGCGUAUGAAUAAAAAAUGUGAUAGGAAUGUCCUUGUUUAUGGUUAUUUGCGAGGCUGUAAUAUGAAGAAGGGGACUAAGGUGCAUAUUGCCGGUGUGGGUGAUUACAGUUUAGCAGGCAUUGCAGGAUUAGCUGAUCCUUGUCCUUUACCAUCAGCUGCCAAGAAGAAAGGGCUGCGUGAUAAAGAAAAAUUGUUUCAUGCACCCAUGUCUGGACUUGGGGACCUUCUCUAUGACAAGGAUGCUGUCUAUAUAAACAUAAAUGACCACCUUGUUCAGUUUUCUAAAGCGGAUGAUGAAAAUGGGGGAGAAACAAACAAAGGAAAGGACCAAGAUGUGGGUGAGGUUUUGGUUAAAUCUCUUCAGAAAGCAAAGUACUCAAUUGAUGAGAAGUUAGAAAAGAGCUUCAUUAGCCUUUUCGGCCAGAAGCAAGCCAAGGAUAAUCAUGGAAGUGUGGAGCAGAUUCGAGAAAUAGAGCCUUCAGAGGGAUAUCAUUCUGGGGAAGAAAUUGAAACUGAUGAAUCCAAUGAUGAAAGUGAUGGUGGGGUUCGGGAUGGUUCAGAAUCUUCAGAUCAAGAUGAAGCCGUUCAAAAAGAGCGAAUGAUAAAAAGUGAAGAUAGUGGUUCUGAAGAAGAUAAUGAUGCAUUAGAUCAGCAAAAUUCUCUAAAAGAUCGUUUGCAGGAACGUGUUGAGUACCAUGAUGGAAGAAUAAGGCGUAAAGCUUUCUUUGGAGAUGACAUUGAUCACGAUGACUUGAAGGAUUCAGAUGAAGUGAAUGAGGACAGUGAUGAUGAUGCAGACAAUAAGACAUCCUCUGGUUCAGAUUUUUCGGAGGAAGAUGGAGAGGAUCAUGAAAUAGAUGAAGAUGACAUGGGAAAUAUUUCAAAGUGGAAAGAAUCUUUAAUGGAAAGGACUGUCUCCAGACAGAAUACUAAUCUUAUGCAACUUGUAUAUGGGAAGUCUACGUCAGCAUCUACUACGGCUAUGGAUGAAGCACAAGAUAGUAGUGGUGAUGAAGAAAGUGAUGGAGAUGAAUUCUUUAAGCCAAAAGGAGAGGGGAAAAAGAAUCUGAGAGAAGGAUUUGAUGAUGGAAAUGUCAACUCUGAGGACUGUAGCAAAUUCAUAAAUUAUGAAACUCUCAAAAAUUGGAAAGAUGAAGAGCUUAUUCAGAGUAUUCGUGAUCGUUUUGUUACCGGUGACUGGGAAAAGGCUAAAAGCAGAAAUAAAUACCCAGAGGCCAACGCUGAAGAUGAUGAUGACGCUUUCUAUGGUGACUUUGAAGAUUUAGAAGCAGGUGAGAAGAAUGAGAGGCAUCGAACAGAUGAUACUGGCAAUGGUGCAGUCCAAAUGGAAGAUGACCCAGCAGCUGAGGAGCGAAGGCUUAAGAAGCUUGCCCUCCGUGCAAAAUUUGAUGCACAAUUUAACGGAUCUGAAUCACCAGAUGAGGAAGUUGAUACAAAGGACAGAGACAGAAAUGGAAGUGGUUAUUUUGACAAGAUGAAGGAGGAGAUUGAACUCCGUAAACAAAUGAAUAUAUCUGAACUCAAUGAUCUUGAUGAGGCCACCCGAAUCGAGAUAGAGGGCUUUCGGACAGGGACUUACUUGAGAUUGGAGAUUCAUGAUGUUCCUUGUGAGAUGGUUGAGUAUUUUGAUCCCUGCCAUCCUAUUUUAGUUGGAGGAAUUGGACUUGGGGAGGAAAAUGUUGGGUAUAUGCAGACCAGGUUAAAGAAGCACAGAUGGCACAAGAAAAUACUGAAGAAUAGAGAUCCCAUAAUUGUUUCAGUUGGAUGGAGACGUUACCAAACUAGACCUCUUUAUGCCAUUGAGGAUCUGAAUGGAAGGUACCGAAUGCUUAAGUACACUCCUGAACACAUGCAUUGCCUUGCCACGUUCUGGGGCCCUCUUGCCCCUCCUAAUACUGGCGUGGUUGCUGUUCAGAAUGUAUCAAACAAUCAGGCGACAUUUAGGAUUAGUGCAACUGCAGUUGUGUUGGAGUUUAAUCAUGCAGCUCAGAUUAAAAAGAAAGUCAAGCUGGUUGGUUACCCCACCAAGAUCUUCAAGAAGACAGCUCUUAUCAAGGAAAUGUUUAAUUCAGAUCUUGAAAUAGCUCGAUAUGAAGGUGCAGCUAUUCGAACUGUCAGUGGGAUCCGGGGACAGGUUAAGAAGGCUGCUAAAGAAGAGCUUGGUAACCAACCCAAAAAGAAGGGAGGAAAACCUAGAGAAGGGAUUGCAAGGUGUACCUUUGAGGAUAAGAUCAAGAUGAGUGACAUUGUUUUCAUGCGUGCAUGGGCUUCAGUCGAAGUUCCUCGCUUCUACAACCCAUUGACAACGGCCUUACAACCUCGUGAUCAGACCUGGCAAGGAAUGAAAACUGUCGCUGAAUUGAGGAGAGAACACAAUCUUGCCAUUCCUGUUAACAAGGAUUCAUUCUACAAGCCAAUUGAAAGGAAGCCAAAGAAGUUCAACCCAUUGGUAAUUCCCAAGUCCUUGGAAGCAUCUCUCCCGUUUGCAACAAAGUCUAAGGAUACACCUAGUCGGAAACGUCCACUUCUUGAAAAUAGAAGACCGGCUGUUGUCAUGGAGCCUGAUGAGCGAAAAGUUCAUGCUCUUGUUCAACAUCUUCAAUUGAUUAGAUCUGAAAAGAUUAAGAAGCGAAAGCUUAAGGAAGAAAAGAAGAGGAAAGAGCACGAGGCAGAGAAAGCCAAAGAUGAGGAGUUGUCGAGAAAGCGCCGGAGAGAAGAAAGACGGGAGAGAUAUCGAGAGCAGGAUAAACUGCAGAAGAAAAUUCGGAGAAAUGUGUAGGCCUGGUGUUUUUCUGCAGAAUCAAUAUCUAAUCAUAUAUUAUAAAAAUUUGAAUCCCAAAACUCAUGGAUUCAUACAUCGAUGACAUGUGUCUAUUUCUCAAAGCAUUCUACCAUGACACAUGUCAUUUCUUCUUAAAGAGAAAAUGGCUAUAAUGACUAUUCAUCUACCAUUAUCCCAUCAUUUUUGAAGAGCUGGUUGCUAUUAUCCUGUCAUUUUUUUUUUGAAGCCAUUAUCCUUUCAUUUUUGAAUA
Messenger RNA from Quercus lobata, 3986 nucleotides. RefSeq names its product P-loop containing nucleoside triphosphate hydrolases superfamily protein. Gene Ontology annotation, cellular component: 90S preribosome; nucleus. Gene Ontology annotation, molecular function: U3 snoRNA binding; GTPase activity; GTP binding. Gene Ontology annotation, biological process: ribosome biogenesis; maturation of SSU-rRNA from tricistronic rRNA transcript (SSU-rRNA, 5.8S rRNA, LSU-rRNA); endonucleolytic cleavage of tricistronic rRNA transcript (SSU-rRNA, 5.8S rRNA, LSU-rRNA). The record is from RefSeq and is a predicted model, not a curated record. The transcript is spliced from 18 exons. Bases 119 to 3733 code for a protein of 1204 amino acids. NCBI's taxonomy places the organism in Eukaryota, Viridiplantae, Streptophyta, Magnoliopsida, Fagales, Fagaceae.